GAAUUUUCUUUCACGGAGCAUAUAAUUUUUCCUUUUUUCAUUUUGCUUUACAGUCUCCCUCUCUCUCUAUCCCUUCUCGAUCUCGAUCUCGACAGCCAUUCUUCAACGCCAUAUCUUCAGAUCUAGCAUAUGGUGAAGGAGGCUGUAAAUUUAUCAUGAAAAUUGAUUGAGCUAGCCAAUUCAGCAUCUCUCAGGCAAGGGUGAGAUGAAGAAGGUUUUUGAUCAAACUGUCCGUGACAUCAAGAGAGGGGUCAACAAGAAAGUUCUUAAAGUCCCAUCAAUUGAGCAGAAGGUUCUUGAUGCAACUAGCAAUGAGCCCUGGGGUCCUCAUGGAUCCCUUCUGGCUGAUAUUGCUCAGGCAACUAGAAACUAUCACGACUAUCAGAUGAUCAUAUCAGUAAUAUGGAAGCGUAUAAAUGAUACUGGAAAAAAUUGGCGGCAUGUUUACAAGGCAUUGACCGUCUUGGAAUACCUGAUAGCCCAUGGAUCUGAGCGUGUCAUAGAUGAUAUCAAGGAACAUGCAUACCAAAUAUCAACAUUGUCCGAUUUCCAAUACAUAGAUUCCACUGGAAGAGACCAGGGUAACAAUGUUAGAAAGAAGUCUCAGAGCAUAGUAGUCCUUGUAAAUGAUAAGGAAAGGAUACAAGAGGUUCGCCAGAAGGCCGCUGCUAAUAGGGACAAAUUCCGCAGUAGUCCUAGUGGUGGUAUGUAUCAUCCUGGCUCCGGAGGGUAUGGAGACAGAUAUGAUGAUGAUCGAUAUGGAAACCGAGAUGAUGAUAGGAAUGGCUAUGGGAGAGAUAGAGAAUGGGGUUCUAGAGAUGAGGAUAGAUAUGGUCGGUAUGGGGAAUCAUAUGGUCGUGAUGGAGACAGGUAUGGUAGAGAUAAUGAGGAGCGAUUUGGCCGUGAUGGGUACAAGGAUGAUGAUUACCAAGGAAGAAGUCAAAGCAAUGAUGAUUAUAAUUAUGGGUCAAGAAGUAGAAGUGCUGAUCAGGAGAGAAAUCCUGCUAAUGAGGAUGACAGCCAAUAUUCUUCAAGUACUGCUGGUAAGAGGGUUGAAAGUAGAUAUUCUGGGCAAAACGCUGGUGCACCUCCUAGUUAUGAGGAUGUUGUUGGUGGCACCAGCAGUCCUUCAUACAAUGAAAGUAGGGAUGGAGAAUCUUCACAAGCAUAUGCCCCUAAUGUGUCCUCCUCCAAAGAUGCUAUCCCAAACCAUACAACAACCCCAGCUGCUCCACACCCUAUUCCUGCUUCACCUCCUGCUUCAGUAUCUCCUCCUACUUCAGUUCAGACUACAGCUCAGGAUAGCAACCGUGAAGUUACUGGAUUUGAUGAAUUUGAUCCUAGAGGUUCAUUUUCAGCCGCCCCUGCCACCUCAAAUGGUAUAACUCCUGCCGCAUCUGCUGUGGAAAUGGAUUUGCUGGGUGCUCUGUCUGAGCCUUUUUCUUCAAAUCCGCUGGCUCUCGUACCUGCUGGGCAGCCCGAUGCUUCAUCUGAAGCUAAUCCCAAUGCAGGCUUUACCUCUGGACCCACAUUUGUAGGUGGGCCGCCACCACCAGCAACUGACAAUCAGCCUUUCGAUGAUCCAUUUGGCGAUGGUCCUUUCAGAGCUAUUACAUCUACAGAUGGUGUACCAACUGAACAACAGAUCAAUACAUCAUCUGAUUCAUUCACUGUGAAUUCCAAUCAGAGCCUUGAUGUGCCUCAGUCAGUUCCUCAGAAAUCAGCUACUGAAGUUGGGGGUGCAUUUUAUGAUGCAACGAACAUGGCGUCUUCUCCUUUUGGAAUGCCACCCACUUCAGCCACACCAAUUCCACAACAGGAGUCAUCAACUACUAGCUACGAGAUCGAUAUAUUAGCAGACAUUCUACCUCCCUCAGCCCCCCUAUCUUUUGUCAAUACACAAUCUGGUUACCAAUCUGCACCAAACCAAUCUCUGCCUCACAACGAGUUUCCGCCUCAAACCAAUCAACCCACCAUGCAGCCAUCUCUAACUGGUCAGUAUGCAACCCAAAAUGGUUUUCAAGCACAACCUGGCCAACCUGGUGGUUUUCCUCCUACUCAACUUGGACAGCCUUCGAUGCAAGCGAACUAUCCUCCUCAACCAGCACACUCUGCUCCACAAGCAGGCUUUCCUUCUCAAACCAUGCCUUUAGCCCUCCCUGGUCAAGCUGGUCAGGCACCACAUUCAGGUUUUCAUCCUCAAGGUGGUUCUAUGCUGCCAAAUCAACUAAACAUGAACUUUUAUGGAGCUUACCAUCAUCAAUCAGUGGCUGCAGCCCCAGCUGGUGGAUACGUGGUUCCUCCUACUUCCACGGGAGUUGCUACAAAUCAAAAUUUCCUUUCACAUAUGGGUUCUCAAGCUCCACAAGCACAAUCAAGCACCCUCGUGGCUCCAGUGCCUGUUACUCAAGCUUCAAUAGGUUCUUCUGCUGUAGCACCAAAACCAGACAAGUUCGAGACCAAGUCCACUGUUUGGGCUGACACUCUGAGCCGUGGACUGGUUAACCUCAAUAUUUCUGGAUCAAAAACAAAUCCAUUGGCUGAUAUAGGAGUUGAUUUUGAUGCCAUAAAUCGCAAGGAGAAAAGGAUGGAAAAACAACCAGCAACAACUACAGUAGCAUCUACAGUUACCAUGGGCAAAGCAAUGGGCUCUGGAUCUGGGGUUGGACGUGCUGGUGCCGGUACUCUAAGGCCUCAGCUGAACCCAAUGAUGGGUUCUGGUAUGAAUUUUAACAUGGCCGGUGGUCCCGGUGGGGGCAUGGGCAUGGGUGGCUAUGGGGGAGGCCAACCAAUCGGGAGAGGGAUUGGGAUGCGGAUGGGACCGGGUGUAGGUAUGAAUAUGCCAGGACCUAUGGGGAUGGGAAUGGGAAUGAACAUGGGUAUGGGCCCAGGGAUGAACACGGGUAUAGGCCCGGGGAUGAACAUGCAACUGCCUAUGGGUCAUCUUCCUGGAAGUAACGUACCCGGGGGCUACAAUCCUACAAUGGGACCUGGAAACUACAGCCAACAUCCAUAUGGUGGCUACUGAUGAGCUCGCCCCUUAAGGUGACAUUGCUGGUUUAUUUUGCACAGAAAAUGAGUCCCCCACCCUUAAACGCGGAUUUACAAUCAGAUAUUGCAACCAACAAAAUUCUAUUCACUUGUAAUGUUUAUUGUUGGGUUUGUAUAACGUGUGUAUUCAUUCUUUUUGGGGUUUUGUUUUUUAUAUGCUAUAUACAUAUUUUUGGGUCACAAUGAGCUAUUGUACGUGCCCCAUAGUUCUAUAGUUGUUGCUGCGCGAUCUUGUAUAUUAUGGCUCACCUCUCUCGGGUGCCUAUUUUUUUGUUGUGAUGUUCCUAUGCACCAUUUUGACAGUGCUGUUGUUGAAAGGUGGUUGCGUACCAUGAAUAAAUUCGACAUUCAUUUUCCUUCCA
Molecule: messenger RNA, 3413 nt
Organism: Salvia splendens (bonfire salvia)
Lineage: Eukaryota; Viridiplantae; Streptophyta; Magnoliopsida; Lamiales; Lamiaceae
Product: clathrin interactor EPSIN 2
Exons: 13
Coding region: 206-3028 (940 amino acids)
Biological process (GO): endocytosis
Cellular component (GO): endosome; plasma membrane; clathrin vesicle coat
Molecular function (GO): clathrin binding; phospholipid binding
Source: RefSeq, a predicted model, not a curated record